GUUAUUGGAAUUCGUUUGUAGCAGCCUACGGCUGGCUUAGUAAUUUAAUUAAAAUAGGCCUAAUCGAACGUAAACCGAAGAGCGCCCUAUUCAUUCGCAACUUUCUACACAUCCUGCCUUAUUCCGUCGACGUGGUCGAUUCUAGUUUCUAGGUUGUAAAGUUUCGUGUUCUGUCAAUCCAUCGUUGUGCAGAAGGUUGCAAUAUGUUCGCCUAUUCUACCGAAUACGAAGCUGUAGCAAUGGUAUUGUGAUAGUGAUUGCAUGGAAAACAAGUUCGACUAGCAAUGCAAGUAACUAUGCCCUUAUCGACAGUGGCGUUUACACUUCAGUGAAAUAGUCAGUAUCAAACUGAAGACUGCUGCAGUAUUAUCACCGCUUCGGGUAUCGAAGGUUCACAUUAGAAAGAGAUGGUUCCGAAUGUGCUCAAUUUCCUGGUAAACCCGUAAAUAUUCAGAAACGCAUGACAAAGCACAUGAAUAAUAUAAGCCUGGUCUAGGAAUUCAGUGUAGCUGGCUACCACGGUUGAAUAGCUUGCUUUGUUGAACCAAACGCUUCAAGGAAAUUAUUGUUUGCGGUCGAUCAUCCGACCUAAAGUUACCCGGUAACGUGUCAAUCGUGCAAUGGAAUUUGCCGAGUUGAUCCUUACGCCGAAGCUGGAUGGUGUGUUGCUGUACGAUCAGUUGAGCGAACGACCCGUGGACGGGACACUCUGCAUCACCGGUCACCAUCUUAUACUCAGCACAAGGAAGGAAGGUGCACAGGAACUUUGGUUACUCCAUCAAAACAUCGACCUGGUAGAACGGAAGCCGAAUAUCGUUAACAACAUCCUCGAAGGUGGCACCAUCAUUCUGAAAUGCAAGGACCUCCGUAUAAUUGCGCUGAAAAUUGCGUCCCCACAGGAGUACUUCAACAUCUCCAAUUCGAUCGAGCAGCUGUCGAACCUAGAGGAGGCGAAGAUGUUGUACCCAUUUUUCUACAUUCCCAUGUACAACAUGCUCGAGGACGGCUACUCACUGUACCAACCCGAGCAGGAGUUCGCAAAACUAUUGGCGACCAGCGACGACUGGCGGCUGACGACGGUUAACAGUGCUUAUCAGGUGUGCCCUACGUACGGCGCUAAGCUCGUCGUCGCCCGCUCCAUCACCGACGAGCAGAUUGUGCAGUCCGCUGCCUUCCGCGAUGGUGGCCGGUUUCCGGUGCUGUCUUAUCGGCACGGCAAUGGGGCGGCGAUGCUACGCAGUGCCCAGCCGGUGGCGGCACCGGGUGUUACCAAGCGCUGCCGAGCUGACGAAGCCAUUCUGAAUGCGGUGCUCGGCCGCAGCAAGAAAGGUUUCAUCUUCGACACGUGGGGUAAGGGCAAGAGCAGCACGACCGAAACGGACCAGCACUACUCGCAGUGGAAGAAGGUGAAUAGGCCGAUCGGACAGUUUAGCUCGGUGUCGGCCUUGCUGGAUAGUUUCGUCAAACUGAUGGAUGCUUGCAAUGACGUGCAGUGCAGUCCGGACAAGUGGCUUUCCCGGUUGGAAAUGUCCGGUUGGUUAGGGUACGUGCUGAAUGCCCUCAACGCCGCUUGCGUAGUGGCACAGUGCUUGGAUCAGGAAGGCGCUCCGGUGUUGGUGCACGGAGGCAAGGGGUUGGAUACGACACUCGUGGUGACCUCAUUGGUACAAAUUAUCCUCAAUCCAGACUGCCGAACCAUAAGAGGCCUCCAGGCACUCAUUGAUCGCGAGUGGUUACAAGGGGGAUAUCCAUUUUCAACACGCCACAAGCACUCCUGCUAUACGCCCACCCAUCAGCGAAGGAAAAGUUCUAGUGCCACAUUCCUGCUAUUUCUAGAUUGCGUUUAUCAGCUGUACGCGCAAUUUCCGUGCAGCUUCGAGUACGACCACCGGCUGCUGGUGACGCUGUUCGAGCAUAGCUAUUUCAGUCAGUACGGUACCUUCUUGGGCGACUGCGAACGCGAACGGGUACAGCUGAAGGUGUUCUCCCGUACCACAAGCCUUUGGUCGCACCUGAAUCGGCACGAAGUGGUCAAAUCGCUGCUCAAUCCAUUGUACGAGCCGAACCAGGCAGUCAUCUGGCCGUCGGUGGCACCGAUCAGCAUCGUGCUGUGGGCAGAGCUGUACACGCGCUGGUCGAUCGAUCAAUCGCAGUUGAAGAUAACAUUCGGACAGAUACAGGCGCUCAUUAGCCGGGAGAAGGAUUUGCGCAGCCGGGUACUUAAGCUUCACCGGCAGCUGGCCGAGUUGCAGCGAGAGUAUCAACUGGUUCGCAAUGAGAAGAACGGCAACAGUAGCGGUAACCAUAAUCACUAUAACCGCCAGCUGCACGAUGCAGAUGUAGACGAUCCGGGAGAUGACGGUGACGAGGAAAGUGUGUCCUCCGAUGCGCUGGGUUCGAGUAAGUAGAUACCAGUAACAAGUCACACGGCCUUAUGCUCCUAUAGGUAAAGAUAGCAGUAAGUUAGUUAGCGCCUGAAGACGGCAAGCGUAUCUAGAAGAAAAGUUUAAUCGUUAUGCGAAUAGUUCACAUGUCCGUGAGAAAUUCAUCUGUAGCACAAGCUCUCUGAGUUUUUUCCCAAAUGGAUGCACUCAGUUAUCCAACUAGUUUGCAGGUAAUUUUGCUGAUGAAAUUCUUAGAACGUGUUUAAAGAUGGUAAUUGCCACCAAAGCCACAAUUUAAUUAAUUUUUGUAGAAGUUUUCGUAUAUUUGCAUAACUUAACUUAUUUACAACUCAUACGUGUUGCUCCGAAAUACAUUUUCUUAUGUUGACUUCACUGGUGCAACUCUGGCGCCGCGGAUCAUGGAAGCCCUUUCCCUUAGUUGUUGCGACCAUUAUUUUGGUCUCUAUUAGACGGACGCCUGUCGUUUCUCGUGUUAGCGUAUCCGUUUUGCCUCAAACCUCGUCUGUUAUUGUAACCGUUACCAUACCCUCUUUGCUGAUAGUUGGGUUGGUAUCUUUGGUUUUGUGGGUACCAACGAUCUCUGUUCCCUGUGCUGGAGUUGGCGUUAUCUGAGUCUUGUCUUCUAGUCUGUGUUUGUUGUUGGCGAGCCGCCAAUACCUGUGCAUAUGACUUUCCAUUGUCCAAUUCGACGGCUACUUCAAUUGCGUCAGCGAGCUUUUCGAAUUGUCUUGAUCGAAUGACACAACGUGUUUCGAUGUCCAUCAUACCAUCGGCCAAUGCUUUAAGCUCUGUUUUUGUGGCCUUUUUGUGAGCCAAUAUCUUUGAAACUUCCUCUGAUAUAUGUAAGGUUUAAAGA
Molecule: messenger RNA, 3261 nt
Organism: Anopheles coustani
Lineage: Eukaryota; Metazoa; Arthropoda; Insecta; Diptera; Culicidae
Product: myotubularin-related protein 9
Exons: 3
Coding region: 621-2408 (595 amino acids)
Biological process (GO): negative regulation of autophagy
Source: RefSeq, a predicted model, not a curated record